GCUACUUAAGUAAGAGUUUAUCAUAAUAAAGCAAUUGGCCCGCUUCCCUGAAAAGCUGUACUUCUCCACUCUCUACUUCUAUAUACUUGUCCUAACCUCUUUCACCUUCCAAAACUAAAGUCUUCGCCAUCCUUAGCCGCCGCCGCCGCCGCCUUCCACCGCCGCGAGGAGGUUGAGUAAAAGCAAUGAGAUGGUGGGGCUCAGUGUAGUACUGGAAGGCUACAAGGAUAACGCCACCGCAAUAAGUAGCAGUUCACAAGUAGUUAGCAAAGCUAGUAUGAUCAUCAAACCUCCUUCACCUACCUCUUGCUCUCCCAGCCCUGUUUCUCCUUCCGGCAAAAGUCCUUUUUCCCGGAGAGGCUCUCCGGCCACCGGGUUUCUUGAUUGCUGCUAUCUCUGUAAGCGGAAACUCUUGCCUGGCAAAGACAUCUACAUGUACAAGGGAGAUAGGGGAUUUUGCAGCGUGGAGUGCAGGUGUAGGCAAAUAGUGAUGGACGAAGAAGAGCAGGCGGCGGCUAUGAAACCGCCGUCAUCAAAGAGAGAUCACUGUUCAUUGGCAGCCACGAAACCCCAACGUCCAACGCCGUCACCGGCGGCUCCUCCUCCUCCCAAGGCUCGCCGAGGAGCCACCGGAAACAGACCAAAUGCCUUUGCAUACUGAAAAAUUAAAUAAUAUAUCCAACAAGGAAAUAGUUUUUGCUAUAAUUUAAGCUUCCGGUUUUACCCUUGCGGCUUGCGACAUUUUGUAAUGACAGUGGUGUCCUCGUGAAAACUUUUGAGCCUGCCUCUGGGUUUGAUUUGGCUUUCAAUUUGGUUGGACAGGAUUGGCAUUAGCUAUUUGUUUAUCCUUCCUCUGUCAUUUUGUUU
Molecule: messenger RNA, 867 nt
Organism: Ipomoea nil (Japanese morning glory)
Lineage: Eukaryota; Viridiplantae; Streptophyta; Magnoliopsida; Solanales; Convolvulaceae
Exons: 2
Coding region: 191-661 (156 amino acids)
Source: RefSeq, a predicted model, not a curated record